Messenger RNA from Danio rerio (zebrafish), 2779 nucleotides. It is a transcript of the gene lef1, whose product is annotated as lymphoid enhancer-binding factor 1. Gene Ontology annotation, cellular component: nucleus; nucleoplasm. Lineage: Eukaryota; Metazoa; Chordata; Actinopteri; Cypriniformes; Danionidae. Gene Ontology annotation, molecular function: DNA binding. Gene Ontology annotation, biological process: Wnt signaling pathway; epithelium development; cell differentiation. The record is from RefSeq and is marked validated.
GAAGAGGGACACCUUUUUUACCCAACAAACCAAACGGGAAUGACACACACCAUCUGAACUCCAACAUUUCUUUUUUUGUUGUUGUUGCUUUUAUUUUGAAACAAGUGAAACUGUCCUUUUCUGAACUUUAAGUUCCAACUUUUUCCUUCCACCAAAGGAUUCGUAUUUUAACUUUUUCCCCAAACCCGCUAUUUUUCUUCCUCUGGAUUCCCGAGAGUUUUUCCACCGGACGCGCGCGCUCUUGUUACCGUAAACCAAACACACUCACGCGCGCGUGUUCGGAGUGCGCGAGCUGACCAGAAACAAAACAACUAUACGGGGGGUUUAAUUUCAAUUGCACGCGUUUGCGUCCCUGGCGUUUGUAGGGUGAGGAGGACUUUCAUUCACCCGAGAAAUGCCGCAGUUGUCAGGUGGAGGAGGCGGCGGGGACCCGGAGCUCUGCGCCACCGAUGAAAUGAUCCCGUUCAAAGACGAGGGAGACCCGCACAAGGAGCAAAUCUUCGCGGAGAUCAGCCACUCCGAGGAGGAGGGAGACUUAGCGGAGAUCAAAUCAUCUCUGGUCAACGAGACAGAAAUCAGUCCCAACAGUAACAGUCACGACGCAGCUAGACAGUCCCAAAUAACACCAGACUCUUACCAUGAGAAGCACAGGGACCAUCCGGAUGAUGGCAAACUCCAAGACUUGUACAGCAAAGGCCACCCGUACCCGAGUUAUCCCGGAUACAUCAUGAUGACCAAUAUGAACAAUGAACCCUACAUGAACAACGGCUCUCUCUCGCCUCCCAUUCCCAGAACGUCGAAUAAGGUGCCGGUGGUCCAGCCGUCCCAUGCCGUUCACCCACUCACCCCUCUGAUCACAUACAGUGACGAGCACUUCGCCCCCGGCCCACAUUCGGGACACCACCCACAGGAUGUCAACCCCAAGCAAGCAGGUAUGCCCAGGCAUCAUCCUGGACCAGACAUUCCCAAUUUCUAUCCCCUUUCCCCGGGGGGAGUUGGACAGAUGACCCCUCCUCUGGGUUGGUUCUCACAUCACAUGGUACCAGGCCCUCCUGGACCCCACGCCACAGGAAUCCCCCAUCCAGCCAUUGUCAACCCACAGGUGAAACAGGAGCACGACACAGACCUGAUGCACAUGAAACCUCAGCACGAGCAGAGAAAGGAGCAGGAGCCCAAAAGACCUCACAUCAAGAAACCUCUAAACGCUUUCAUGCUGUAUAUGAAAGAGAUGCGCGCCAAUGUGGUGGCCGAAUGCACGCUGAAGGAGAGCGCCGCUAUCAAUCAGAUCCUCGGCCGGAGGUGGCAUGCUUUAUCUCGGGAAGAGCAAGCUAAGUAUUACGAAUUAGCCCGCAAGGAACGGCAGCUCCAUAUGCAGCUUUACCCAGGAUGGUCUGCCAGAGACAAUUAUGGAAAGAAAAAAAAGCGGAAGAGGGAAAAGAUCCAGGAACCUGCUUCAGGUACAGGCCAGAGAAUGAAAACGGCGUACAUCUGAACAAUGGAGGAAAGCGGACGUCUUUUUCCUCUUGCAAAGCAAAGACAGCAGCUACAGGCCCCCUUUUAGAGAUGGAAGCCUGCUAGACUUCUCAACCUUUCACCCCCCUCAUCACCUCUCGACCCCAGUGGGAUUCACCGAGGGUCCCGGUCCUCGAAUCUGCUCCUCGGCUGCAGGCGCUGCUGUAGAGACAUUGAACUGAGAAACAGACAAUCACUAACGCAGACCCGUGAACACCUUCCUUUCGUUGUCUUUAAUUCACUCCCGAAGCCGAAGGCGUUGCACUGAUUAUGUUCCUCGACCGUUUGUAAAGCGCACAUAUGGCCACAUGUAAACAAACACACACACACACACACGUUCCUACACCUGUCCCUAAGUUAUUCUAAGUUAUUUGGCACCUGUGUGUUCACUAUGUCCACUCGCUCACUUGCUUUCGCGCCCUUAAAAUGUAGCAUCGCAGGGGCUGACGCAGUUUUAGGGAUCACACGUUUCCAUUUUCUUCACAGACAUUGGUGUAACAAAAAAAGGAUCAAUGUUUUUGAUUUCUCCUCGACAUCUUGGGUUCAUGUUUAUUUUGAAUGCUUUUCGUUGUUGUUGUUAUUAUUAUUCUUUAUUUUCAUUUCUCGGUGUAUAUUUUAUUGAUUUUCUUUUUUAUCAUUAUUUUUUAUAUAUAUAAAUAUAUAUAUAAUGGAAUAUGAAAAUAAGCUUGGAGACAGGAAAGCCAUUUUUCUUGUUGAAGCGUCUCGCAGAAAUAACGUUCUUUUUGAUAACUAUUUGUAAACGGAUAUCGACUUCUCAGUCUCGCGCAGGUGUAAAAUAAUGCUCAAUGUGUACUUUUUAAAAAGAGAUGUCUGGAUGUCACUUUUCCUCUGUAUUUUUGCAGGCAACAUUAGGACAAAGGUGAAAGAGUAGGUACCCAGAGGCCUAUAUUUUAUUGAUCUAAAUUGACAAAUGAAGCAGAUAUAUAUCUAUAUAUAUUUACCCCAGCACUUGGCAGUCUUUCUUUAAUGGCAAAUGUACCUCUGUCCUCUCUCUCUCUCUCUCUCUGGUAGGUAAUAGAGUGGUCUUUUACCAUGUUUAUUCCAUGCAAACAUUUCCACAUUUUAUCUUUUUUAAUUGUUCUCUUUUAGCAUUUUCAGAUGAUGUUUUUUUUUUUUUUUUUUUUUUUUACAUUCAUUGUCAUAUUUUGAAUCGUUAACUUGGUGUAGCAUUUUGCUUCCAAGUGGUCACAUUCGAACUGUUUCAACGUCUUUUUUAUGGAAAUAAAUAGGCAUCUUUGACUGAAAA